CGCUUGCACCUUCUGGAAUAUCCGCAGCACGGUUCUCUAGUUCCUCGACGAAGGACCUUUUCACCACAGCGUCUUCCAGUCGACGUGUGUUUAACCGGCGCCCGACUUUCUCCUCCUAGCAAUACGCUACCGGAUCUCACCGAUUAGGAGAUGAUGGUCGGACGCAGUAUCGGCGCUACGUUUGUUCCGAACAUCAUGAAGGCUCCAUCUCCAUUUUCGGCUGAUGCAGAUGUGGUCGAUUUGAUUUUCCGUGAUGCCAUCACAGGAAACCCAUUAUCACUUUGUGCCCUGGUCUAUGGGGAAUAAGCGAUCCCCCCAAUCACCAUGUCAUUGCUGCCACAAAACUCUGCAAACAGCUCUCCGUUCUCACUAAUUUCUCCAAGGCCAUGGCGUCCCAUGAUGCGCUUAUAUGUAGUCCUAGUUGUCGGAACCAAGCUUCGUGUUGAAGUCGCCCAUGACGAUCUUGAUAUCACCUUUCGGAGUCUUGUCCACGACAGCAUUCAGUUGACUGUAAAAGUUCUCUGUAUCUUGCAAUUCGGCUGCAUCGGUUGGCGCGUAACAUUGAAUCAUGGUUAGGUUUCGAACACGUGUUCUGAAUCUGGCCACAGUUAUCCUCUCAUUAAAAGAUUUCCACUUCAUAGCGCAGUUUCGAGUUCAAAAGGAAUCGCUCAAGAAACUUCUUGAAGCGAACUUCGCUCAGUCCUAGGAUCUCAAGCUUCAUACGGCCUGCCUCAUUGGUUAGUUGUGCCAGUUUACCCUGCUGGGCUAGGGUUAAUACAUUCCAAGUUCCAAUUCUUGUCCGUUGUUUCGCACUAAAAGUCGUUGCCGUUGAAUCAGUUCGUAAUCUUUCAUUUUCGGUUUCAGUAACGUUUUUUUUUGAGUUUCGGGAACAGUAGGUUGUUGGCCUAAGGUCCGCUAUCCACCAUGGUGAGGCUGCCACCUUAGGUAUAGCUUCCGGUGGAGGAGCAUUUCAUACUCAGCCACUGGAUGCCAGAACAGACGCUGUUUGAGCCGCACCUCCUUGGUGAACAGAUACUCUACACGUACCUUCUUAAUUUAGGUGAAGUCAGAAGGAACACAGUGCCCAGGCUCGCUGCACAACCAGCUAAGCACACAACUCUUGUCAUCGCUUGACGCGUGGAAUCAUGAGUUGUGAGGACCAGAACUAAAUAUGUUGGACGUUCUUCUUAUCGACUUAUCGUUGUGCAGGCCAUACACGGUAUUUAUUGAUGUAAAGUUUACAAACAUUUUUAGGACUGCCACGACAUCAAAUGUACCUUUAUUCGAAUGCUGAUGUUGACAAUAUUUGUAUUAUUCAUCCAAUUUGCAAUCAAUCUUCAUCUAUAACUAACAAUCUUAGAAUGCCACUUGCAUAUUAACUCGACUUGCAAGAGGAAUUUAAACAGUCUUGCGCGGUCUCGUAGCUGGACGAGAAUCUAAGAUAAACGCGACAUUAUUUCUUUAUUGAGUCUCUGGCCCGGCGGCCAGGUUACAAGCUAACGCUUGUUAGCAGAUUUCGUUCCCAUUCCUGCGUAGAGUGUUGUCGACCAACCUCUUCUUUUGCUGCUGAAUUUCUGUAGUAACUAACGACUUUUGGUGACAUCUGCGAAGGAGCUCUACGUUGGAGAUCCAGUUGUAAGACCAUCAUGCACAAAUCAUAUGCAGGUAGCCAUAUGAGUGCUCUCCUUCACUGACCCACAUAAAAUUUCAACUUCUGAGCUAAACUAAAACAACCAUAUGAACGCUGCGUAGAGAUGGAUGUGGACAAAUGCGUAACAUUGUUAUCUUAUCAAGACGAUUCCCCUGUGGAUGAUGUGCUCAGUUCAUUCACCGUUUCGCUCAAAUAAAUACAAUUGUUUGAUGAAAGCAAACGCUUCAAAACUAGAGUUAAGCUGUGCCGUGGUGAAACGAUGGAAGUUCAAGAUCAGCUGAAGGCCAUCCCCUCGGAUGAAUGGGUUCUACUGCGAGAUAUUUACAAACGUGACUGGCCUCGCCAUCAGCUGGCAUACAACACCAUUCAAAAUUAUCUAAACUGGAAUAAGAUCGACCCGAAGAUUAAGCAGCUACUGAUACUGGGUUUGAACGACAGUUGGCAGGAGAAUGGAACCUGCGUUAUUCUGGAUCGCUACCAGAUGUAUGUUUACACAGUGGAUGACUCCAACGAUUCUUUGAAACGUGCGCUCCUUUUGAUCGAUUGGGACUAUUCGUACAAGAUGUGCUGCAUCCCUAUGCGCUACCACCCAGCCUUCCAAGAAGUUUUUGCAACCCUAUCGAUUGAACUAUUGUGGGAUCAUCCUUGCGUUCUCUACGAACUUUCCAGGGAAGACAGUCGGAAACUGAGUUUGAACAUCCCGAACGGUCUUCACACACAGCGACUGACCAUCCGCCACGCAGCCUUCGCCAACGAAGUUUGGCCCCAUCGAUGUGAGGGAUCGGAAUACUUUCUGAAACGGCUGGCCGCGUGGAAUCCAUCGGUGGGACUGUUCAACGAUGCGGGAGAAUUGCGGGCGUGGUGCUUCAGCUGGCCGAACGGUGCCAUUGGACCGUUGGAAGUGGUGAAAGAGCAUCAACGGAAAGGUUACGGAAGCUUGAUGGUCAGAGCAAUUGCCCGGGAGAUGGCAAACGCCGCCGGGCUGAACUGCUAUGGAACGGCAAUCACCGACAAUGCGCAAUCGAGAGGGAUGUUUGAGAAACUGGGAUUCAAGUUGGUGGAUGGAGGUUGUUUCUACGCAAGGAAUCGUUCAAGAAAGUUGGUGGAGUAUGAUCAUUGAAUUGGUUGGAAAUAAAACUAUGAAACAGUCGUCAGCGCAAGAAUGGGUAUAUUCGCCUCACUCCAUUCAUAUUCACUCCUCUUUGUUGAAGCGAAUCGAGAAAGAUGCAGCAAACGGAUUGUCGUGAUCAAACACGCAACCCCAUCGUCAGUGAGAAGCGAAACGCAAACUGUUUGACAUGGAUAUUCGUUGCCGAUCGUCGCAGUUUGGAUCGCAAGCGAAUGAAUGAAUGGCGAAUGAUGGUGAGCGAUUGAAGCGGCUAUUAUCAUAACUAGAAGAGAAUUUUUGCAUGUAAUGCAUACAUUUUUAGUGUAUUGUUGUUGAAAUGCUAGAUUAGCAAAGAAAAUAAUAAACAUUGUUUGAAAACUUCAAAUAUUCGUACGCGCAAUAUCACUCACGAAUCGCAUCACCGCUCGAUCGCUUGCGAUGCGAAUGUGGACGAAUGUUUAAAUUCCAAGUGUGGCUUCCCACCGUUCGCCGGUGUUUGCUGUCGUCGCUGACAAGCAAACACACAAACUAAAGCGACAACCGUUUGCUGCUGACUGUAUUCGAAUGUGGAACCGAUUUUUAUUCUCUUAAGCUGAAAUGAAAGAUACCUACCUUGAUACCUUGUUGGCUACAAAACAACUUUACUCCAACGCCGAGUGUAUAGUAGAGCACCAUGUUUGUCGGUCUUGGGCGAUGUUCUUCCCGUUUCCCCAAACGUGUAGGGAUCUCUUUCAAUCGCGUGCAGCCAGCGCGUUCGCGGCCGCCCACGAAGUUGCCGACCUCUACCUGGUUCCCUGUUCUUCC
Aedes albopictus (Asian tiger mosquito) is the source of this 3563-nucleotide messenger RNA. RefSeq lists its product as uncharacterized. The transcript is spliced from 2 exons. The record is from RefSeq and is a predicted model, not a curated record. Gene Ontology annotation, molecular function: acyltransferase activity, transferring groups other than amino-acyl groups. Bases 1911 to 2771 code for a protein of 286 amino acids. NCBI's taxonomy places the organism in Eukaryota, Metazoa, Arthropoda, Insecta, Diptera, Culicidae.